AUAGAGUUCGGACUUCUCCCGCUCCCAGGGUAGAGCGGCCCCUAGAGUGGUGGGGCGAGCAGCUCGAAGAGGGGGGCUCGUAGGGGCGGGGGGUUGGGGGUCUUUUUGACAACAGGCCGCCGGCGGGAUCAUGGCGACCAGGAACCCCCGUGCCACAGAACAUGACAGUGAUGAUGACUCUUACGAAGUGCUGGAUUUAACAGAGUAUGCGAGAAGACAUCACUGGUGGAAUCGUGUGUUUGGCCACAGCUCUGGACCUAUUGUAGAGAAAUAUUCUGUAGCUACUCAGAUUGUUAUGGGUGGAGUUACUGGAUGGUGUGCAGGAUUUUUGUUUCAGAAAGUUGGAAAACUUGCAGCAACUGCAGUGGGUGGUGGCUUUCUUCUCCUGCAGAUUGCCAGUCACAGUGGCUAUGUGCAAGUUGACUGGAAGAGAGUUGAAAAAGAUGUGAACAAAGCAAAAAGACAGAUUAAAAAAAGAGCAAAUAAAGCUGCACCUGAAAUCAAUACCGUCAUAGAAGAGUCAACAGAAUUUAUCAAACAGAACAUAGUGGUAUCCAGCGGAUUUGUAGGAGGAUUCUUGCUAGGCCUUGCAUCUUAAGGACAUGAAUGUUGCUGUCUUGAUGGAUUCAUUAACAACAAAAUCACUGGUGACAGUGUACUCUUUUGCAAUGUAGUACCAGUCAUCAGAUUCUUCUGGGCAAGAAGAUGAAUUAGUUGGACAACACUGAAACUUACAUUUUAGGCUUUUGCCUUCUGAAGCUUGGCAAACUAGGUUUUGCUAAAAAAUAAAAUAAACCGUGCAGUAUAUAUCGCAUUUCUGGACAAAACCUGGCUAACUUUCAUCAUGACUUUUUAAUCCUGUGCCUGUUCAGAAAUUAGCAUUUUUAAUGUUGGUGUGUAGAUAUGUAAUUGUCUUGGGAAAAGGACCUUCUGUUUGACAUUUUACCCAUUGAAUUGCUAUUUUUUCUUUAUUUAAAAAGGCAUUCUCCAUAGUGCUGUAGAGUUAAAUAGUGCCAAUAAUUAAAUGAUAUGUAUUAUAGUUUGAAUAUCAACAGAUAAGAAAUCUGUUUGCAAUAAAUUGUAGAAUUGUAAUGUACUUUUAUGGAAGGAUUAGAAAUACUUAUUAGAGAUAUUAAAAGCAAAUUAAACAGA
Dromiciops gliroides (monito del monte) is the source of this 1152-nucleotide messenger RNA. It is a transcript of the gene FUNDC1, whose product is annotated as FUN14 domain containing 1. The coding region runs from base 131 to 598 and encodes 155 amino acids. Gene Ontology annotation, cellular component: mitochondrial outer membrane. NCBI's taxonomy places the organism in Eukaryota, Metazoa, Chordata, Mammalia, Microbiotheria, Microbiotheriidae. Gene Ontology annotation, biological process: autophagy of mitochondrion. The transcript is spliced from 5 exons. The record is from RefSeq and is a predicted model, not a curated record.